AAGAUGCUGCCUCGUAUGGCCCUCAGCAUCAUGUCCUGGAUGCUGCUCUCCUGCCUGAUGCUCCUUUCUCACGUGCAAGGUGAAGAUGCCAAGGAAGAUGUUCCGUCUUCACGCAUUAGCUGUCCCAAGGGCUCCCGUGCCUAUGGUUCCUAUUGCUACGCCAUGUUUAGUGUAUCUAAAAACUGGUUUGAUGCAGAUCUGGCCUGCCAGAAGAGGCCUUCAGGACAUCUUGUGUCUGUGCUCAGUGGAGCUGAAGCUUCCUUUGUGUCCUCCAUGAUUAAAAGCAAUGGUAACAGUGGCCAAAACGUGUGGAUUGGGCUUCAUGACCCAACACUGGGCCAAGAACCCAACAGAGGCGGAUGGGAGUGGAGCAAUGCUGAUGUGAUGAAUUACUUCAACUGGGAGACGAAUCCCUCCUCUUCCUCAGGCAAUUACUGUGGUGCCCUGUCACGAGCCUCAGGAUUUCUGAGGUGGAGAGAGAAUUAUUGUAGCUCAGCCUUACCCUAUGUCUGCAAGUUCAAGGCCUAGAGGAUGGAGUUGACACCAUGAGCUGAUAUACACCUCGCCACAAUCAAGAACCCAAAUGUGAAGAUUGAUGAAAAAGGGAAUGUUCUCCCCACUUUUGAAUUCUGACCUCCUGAUUUUCUCCUCCACCACCCCUUCUUUCCUCUCAUCUGAGACUUUUCUGUGUGCUGUGGCCUGAGAUCUCAAAGCAUAACAAUAAAAUAUAUAACUCUUGCUC
This is a messenger RNA of Arvicanthis niloticus (Nile rat), 742 nucleotides long. RefSeq names its product regenerating islet-derived protein 3-gamma. The record is from RefSeq and is a predicted model, not a curated record. Lineage: Eukaryota; Metazoa; Chordata; Mammalia; Rodentia; Muridae.